AUGGAAAACAUUGACAUUGUUCUUUCUUUCUUUCUUUCUUUCUUUCUUUCUUUCUUUUUUUUUUUCUUUCUUUCUUUCUUUCUUUCUUUCUCUCUCUCUCUCUUUCUCUCUCUCUCUGGCCUUUUUUUUAUUUCUCUUUUGUUCUCACCAUUUCCCUUUGCAUUCCCUUUCUCUCCUUCUCUCCCUACUUCACUCUCUCCUCCUUUCACCGUCUCCAUUUUCUAUCUCCCUUAUCUCUAUGUAUCUUUCUCUUUUCCCUCUUCCUCUCUCUUUCCCUUCUAUGCCCAUUCUUUCCUCUCCUCCUCCACUCCUUCCCUCUCCCCUUUCGCCCAUUUUCCCCCUCUUUCUUUCUCUCUUGUUGUCUCCUCUUCUUUUCAUCUGCCUCUAUCUCUAUUUCUUUUCUCUUCCUUUCUCUCCAUAUCUCUCUCCUCCUCUUUCUCACUUCUCCCUCCCUUCCGUCCUCCUCUCUACCUUUCCUUCUCCUUCUAUCCCGCUCUCACUUCUCUUCCCUCCUCCUCAUCUUUCCCCCCUCUCUUUCUGUCUCUGUACCAAUAUAUGCGUGAAAUUAAAACAAGUUUUAAAACCUAA
Acanthosepion pharaonis is the source of this 588-nucleotide messenger RNA. NCBI's taxonomy places the organism in Eukaryota, Metazoa, Mollusca, Cephalopoda, Sepiida, Sepiidae. The record is from the annotation of a GenBank genome assembly.